AUGGCCUCUGAUCAACCCGUCCUCAGGACAAAGACGCCCUCCUACCAUGCUCCCCCCUCGACCGACCCGCUCUCGGGUGCCACCAUCCACACCCUCCGCUGCCUCGACACCCCCAUCCACCUCGGCUUCCACCUGAUCCCCCACAUCGCACGCACCAUCCUCUCCAGCAUCGCAUCCUCCACCUACAUCCUCAUCACCGACCGAAACCUCGAGGCAAGGUGCCAGGUCACCUCGACCUUUGCCAGGGAAAUCGAAAAGGCAGCCGCCGAGCUCGGCGUCACCGGCUGGCGCUACCUCGCAAAAGUCAUCCCCCCCGGCGAGGCCUCAAAGAGCCGCGAGGGAAAGAAUGACAUCGAGGACUGGAUGCUCGAAAACAGGGUCACCCGCGACGCAGUCGUCCUCGCCGUCGGCGGCGGCGUCAUUGGCGACCUCGUCGGCUUCGUCGCCGCCACCUUCAUGCGCGGCCUCAAGUUCGUUCAGAUCCCCACCACCUUGCUCGCCAUGGUCGACUCGGCCGUCGGCGGAAAGACGGCCAUCGAUCACCCGCUCGGCAAGAACCUCAUCGGCAGCUUCCACCAGCCCUCGUUCGUCUUUAUCGACGCCGCCUGGCUCAAGACGCUCCCUCCGCGCGAGUUCAGCAACGGCAUGGCCGAGGUCAUCAAGACGGCCGCCAUCUGGGACCCCAUCGACUUUGCCAAGCUCGAGUCGAGCGCGCCCGCCAUCCGCUCCGCCGUCCUCGGCCCCUUUGCCCGCGACGCGCCCAUUGACGAGGGACGCACCCUCGACACCCGCACAGAGGCCCAGUCGCUCCUCCUCGACGUCAUCCGCGGAUCGGUCGGCGUAAAGGCCCACAUCGUCACCAUCGACGAAAAGGAGACGGGCCUCCGGAACCUCGUCAACUUUGGCCACACCAUCGGCCACGCCAUCGAGGCCGUCCUCACCCCAGAGAUGCUCCACGGAGAGUGCGUGUCGAUCGGCAUGAUCCUCGAGGCCGAGGUCGCCCGGUACACCGACGGCCUCUCGCAGGUCGCCGUCGGCCGCCUCUCGCGCUGCCUCAAGGAGUACGACCUGCCCGUCUCGCUCGCCGACGCCCGCGUCCCCAAGCUGGCCAAGUCGGCCGACGUCACCGUCGACCGCCUCCUCGACAUCAUGAAGGUCGACAAGAAAAACGCGGGCGACAAGAAGAAGAUCGUCCUGCUCAGCGCCAUCGGCGACACGGUCGAGGACAAGGCCUCGACUGUCGACGACGGCACCAUCCGCCGCGUCCUCUCGCUCGGCGCCACCGUGACGCCCGUCCUGGAGCGUCCCAACGCCGCCAAGGUCACCCUCUCGACGCCCGGGUCCAAGUCGAUCUCGAACCGCGCGCUGGUGCUGGCCGCCCUCUCGGGCAACACGUGCCGCCUGCGCAACAUGCUCCACUCGGACGACACCCAGGUCAUGAUGGCCGGCCUCCACGACCUCAAGGCGGCCCGCUUCGAGUUCGAGGACGGCGGCGAGACGAUCGUCGUCCACGGCAACGGCGGCUCGCUCCAGCGGCCCGACAACAACAAGCAGAUCUACCUGCAGAACGCCGGCACCGCCGCCCGCUUCAUGGCCACCGUCGUCUCGCUCGUGCCCAACGACGGGCAGCAGGACCCCGUCGUCAUCACGGGCAACAAGAGGAUGAAGGAGCGGCCCAUCGGCGCGCUCGUCGACGCCCUCACCGCCAACGGCACCCAGAUCGAGUGCCUCGAGGGCAAGGGCUGCCUGCCGCUCGCCGUCAAGGGCACCCAGCAGGGCUUCCGCGGCGGCCGCAUCCAGCUCUCGGCCACCAUCUCGUCGCAGUACGUCUCGUCGAUCCUGCUGUGCGCGCCCUACGCCGCCGAGGAGGUGGUCCUCGAGCUCGUCGGCGGCCAGGUCAUCUCGCAGCUCUACAUCGACAUGACCAUCGCCAUGAUGGCCUCUUUCGGCAUCAAGGUCGAGCGGCUGCUCGACCCCGCCUCGGGCCGUCCCACCAACACCUACCGCAUCCCGCGCGGAAGGUACGUGUCGCCCGACGUCUACGACAUCGAGAGCGACGCCAGCAGCGCCACCUACCCGCUCGCCAUCGCCGCCAUCACGGGCACCGAGUGCACCGUGCCCAACAUCGGCUCGGCCUCGCUCCAGGGCGACGCACGCUUCGCCAAAGAGGUGCUGGAGCCGAUGGGCUGCAAGGUCAUCCAGACCGAGACGUCGACCACCGUCAUCGGCCCCAAGAUUGGCGAGCUGCGCCAGAUCGGCCUCGUCGACAUGGAGCCCAUGACCGACGCCUUCCUCACCGCCUCCGUUCUUCUCGCCGUCGCCAACCAGGCUCCUUCGGGCGGCUCGACGUCGACCGCGCGCCCCUCGACCCGGAUCACGGGCAUCGCCAACCAGCGCGUUAAGGAGUGCAACCGCAUUCGCGCCAUGAUGGACGAGCUGGCCAAGUUUGGCGUCGAGACAAAGGAGCACGACGACGGCCUCGAGGUGUUUGGCAUCGACUAUCGCCAGCUCCGGUCGGGCGUCCGCGUCCACUGCUACGACGACCACCGCGUCGCCAUGGCCUUUUCGGUGCUGUCGAGCCUCGCGCGCGACGCCAUCCUCGAGGAGAAGCGCUGCGUCGAAAAGACCUGGCCCAACUGGUGGGAUGACCUCGAGCGCAAGCUCGGCAUCCAGGCCCGCGGCGCCGACCCAGAGUGCUCGCCCUGCCUCUGCAUCUCGCCGUCGCACUUCAACGCCAAGUCGUCGUCGUCGCACGCUGGUGCCGGCAAGGACGUCCGCAUUGGCACCAGCGUCUCGCGGACGCCCAAGAAGUACCCGGCCGACGCCACCAUCUUUUGCAUCGGCAUGCGAGCCUCGGGCAAGACCUACCUCGGCGGCAUCGGUGCCGCGGCGCUGGAUAGGCCCUUUAUCGACGCUGACGUCGUCUUCGCCGAAAAGGUCGGCCCGCUCGGCGCCUUUGUCGCCGAGCACGGCUGGCCCGCCUUUCGACAAAAGGAGCUCGAGAUCUUGCAAGAGCUGAUCCGCGACCAUCCAACUGGCCAUCUCGUAUCGCUAGGAGGCGGCGUCGUCGAGACCGAAGCGUGCCGGGCGCUGCUGACCGAGUACUCGCAGACGCGGGGCCCCGUCGUCUUCGUCGUGCGCGACGUCGACGAGAUCAUCGCCUUCCUCGAGAGCUGCGACCGGCCUGCCUACGGCGAGCCCCCGCGCGACGUCUACGCCAGACGGCUGCCGUGGCUGCAUGCGUGCUCGAGCGUCGAACUGACGUCGUGCCUCGACGUCCGACAGGACCUCGAGGAGGCCGCUGCCAAGGCCGCUCGCAAGAGCUACGUUCCCGACCGCUCGGCCAGCAUCGCCAGCCGGCACGGCCUCGAGGCCGAAGUGGCCCGCUUCUUCCGCUUCAUCUCGGGUGCCGAGACCCGCCAGAUCAGCGACCUGGUCGUCGACAGCCGGAAGCCCGGGCAUCGCACCUACUUCCUCAGCCUCACCUUCCCCGAUCUCCGGCCCAACCUGCAGCUCAUUGAGCAGAUCUCCGCAGGCGCCGAUGCCGUCGAGUUCCGCGUCGACCUGCUCGACCCCAGCGGACAGCAGGUGACCAAGGCGCAGGUGCCGCCGCUCGACUAUGUGCGCGAGCAGCUGGCGCUCUUGCGGCAGACGUGCUCGCUGCCCAUCGUCUUUACGGUCCGCACCGAGGCGCAGGGCGGCAAGUUCCCCGAUGACCGCGCCGACGACUACUUUGAGCUGGUCAAGCUCGGACUGCGGCACGGCUGCGAGUACGUCGACGUUGAGGUGGGCUUCAGCGACGAGCAGCUGGCCGCCGUCGCUGCCGCCAAGGGCCACAGCCAGAUCAUUGCCUCGUGGCACGACUGGAGUGGCAACCUGCGGUGGGAGAGCGGGGAGACGCACGACAAGUACGAGCGCGCGCGCAAGUACGGCGACGUUGCCAAGAUCAUCGGCAAGGCCACCUCGCUCGAGGACAACCUCGCGCUCGAGCGCUUCCGCGCCAAGGUCACCUCGGCGCCCGGCAACACGACGCCGCUGCUCGCCAUCAACAUGGGCGAGGCGGGACAGCUGAGCCGCAUCCUCAACCCGGUCCUCUCGCCCAUCACGCACGACCUGAUGCCGUCCAAGGCGGCUCCGGGCCAGCUGACCUUCCGCCAGGUCCAGGCCGCGCUCCACCUGAUGGGGCAGCUGCCUGCACGCAGAUUUGCGCUGUUUGGCACGCCGAUCGCCCACAGUCUGAGCCCCACGCUGCAGGGCAAGGGAUUCGAGGUACUCGGCCUGCCCUACACCUACGAGCGCUUCGAGACGGCCGAGUUGUCGGCCGAGGUGGAGCGCUUCCUGCGCUCGGCCGACUUUGGCGGCGCCAGCGUCACGAUCCCGCACAAGGUGGGCAUCAUGAAGCUGCUCGACGAGGUCAGCGACGACGCCAAGGCCAUCGGCGCCGUUAACACCAUUGUGCCCGUGCGCGGCGCCAACGGCGAGCUCGUGGCGCUGCGAGGCGACAACACCGACUGGAUCGCGAUCCGCAACCUCGCCUCGCGCUCGCUGUCGGCCCAGCAGCUGGCCUCGACGUCGCUGAAGGCCCUCGUCAUCGGUGCUGGCGGCUCUGCGCGCGCCGCGCUGUUCGCCAUGCAUCAGCUGGGCGCUAGGUCGAUCCUGCUCUUUAACCGCACGCUGGCCAACGCCCAGAAGCUGCAGAGCGAGGUGCCCGAGGAGUGGGGCGUCGAAGUGGUCGAGACGCUCGACGCGCUGCCCUCGCAGCCGGACGUGAUCGUCUCCAACGUCCCGGCCGAGGGCACGACGCUCGACGCCGUCCAGAGCGAGGGCAUCGUCCUGCCGCACACGCUGCUGGCCAACGCCCAGGGCGGCGUCGUGAUCGACAUGUCGUACAAGCCGCACCACACGCCGCUGCUCGAGCUGGCGAGGCAGGUCAACUACGCGCGCAAGGCGGGCAUCGUCAACGGCGUCGAAGCGAACGAGGGCAAAGAAUGGAAGGCCAUCCCGGGCUUGACGAUCCUGCUCGAGCAGGGGUGCCACCAGUUCCAGCGCUGGACCGGCCGCAACCCGCCCCGGUCCGAGAUGGAGGAGGCGGCGUGGAAGGAGUACCUCGCCGCGUGA
This is a messenger RNA of Pseudozyma flocculosa PF-1, 5118 nucleotides long. RefSeq lists its product as uncharacterized. NCBI's taxonomy places the organism in Eukaryota, Fungi, Basidiomycota, Ustilaginomycetes, Ustilaginales, Ustilaginaceae. The record is from RefSeq and is a predicted model, not a curated record. Gene Ontology annotation, cellular component: cytoplasm. Gene Ontology annotation, biological process: chorismate biosynthetic process; aromatic amino acid biosynthetic process. Gene Ontology annotation, molecular function: 3-phosphoshikimate 1-carboxyvinyltransferase activity; shikimate kinase activity; 3-dehydroquinate synthase activity. The transcript has a single exon. Bases 1 to 5118 code for a protein of 1705 amino acids.